AUGGACGCCACAAAUUUUGACCUCGAAUCUCUGGUUAACCUCGAGCAGUCGUUCUACGAUGAAGGCUAUGCCGAUGGUCAUACACACGGCCGCAUUCACGGCCUCAUCGAAGGUCGGGCGCUUGGCCGCGAGAAAGGAUUCGAGAUGUGGGAGGAGAUGGGUUUUUAUACCGGAUUCGCAAAGUUCUGGAUCACAGUCGCGGAGAGCCAGACCUCGAAUGGGACAAAUACAUUUAGACGUGCAAUUCACCAUGCCCGCCACCUUCUCUCCCUCCUUGCCCAAUUUCCCGCAACAAAUCCUUCCCCUGCCCCUGCCCCUGCCGCUCCUUCCUCCACAUCACAUACCGAAAUACUGAGCGCUACAUCUUCGCCGUCUUCUGAACUGGAUAUAUCGUCCCUGCAGCGCCAAAUCCGUUCUCGCUACAAAGUCCUAUGUGCAUCCCUCGGCAUCAAGCCUAGUCUCCGCGCCAAUUCGAGUCCAGGAGGCGAAAUCGGACAAGACGAUGGAAUGAACAUGGAUAGUACGGUAAACGGGCCUUCGGAAGGACGCGGCGGUGGGAAGAAGAUCUGGAAGGUUGAUGUUAGUCGGGGGGUUGGGCCACAGGAGCCACAGGGGCUAAGUUUCUAA
Molecule: messenger RNA, 627 nt
Organism: Stereum hirsutum FP-91666 SS1
Lineage: Eukaryota; Fungi; Basidiomycota; Agaricomycetes; Russulales; Stereaceae
Exons: 3
Coding region: 1-627 (208 amino acids)
Source: RefSeq, a predicted model, not a curated record